GGGGUUCUGCGUGGAGGGGCGGGGUUCUGCGUGGACGGGCGGGCCCGGGGCCCGUGGUGCGACCCCGGGCCGGGUCUGGGCGGCCGGCGGGCCGUGGCAGGAAGCCGGAAGCAGCCGCGGCCCCAGCUCGGGAGACAUGGCGGGCGUUAAAGCUCUUGUGGCAUUAUCCUUCAGUGGGGCUAUUGGGCUGACUUUUCUUAUGCUGGGAUGUGCCUUAGAAGAUUAUGGCGUUUACUGGCCCUUGUUUGUCCUGAUAUUUCACGCCAUCUCUCCCAUCCCCCAUUUCAUUGCCAAAAGAGCAACGUAUGACUCUGAUGCCACAAGUAGUGCCUGUCGGGAGCUGGCAUAUUUUUUCACUACUGGAAUUGUUGUUUCUGCCUUUGGAUUUCCUGUUAUUCUUGCCCGUGUGUCUGUGAUCAAAUGGGGAGCCUGUGGCCUUGUGCUGGCAGGCAAUGCAGUCAUUUUCCUGACAAUUCAAGGUUUUUUCCUUGUGUUUGGAAGAGGAGAUGAUUUUAGCUGGGAGCAGUGGUAGCACUUUAUUCUGAUAAAUUGCAUUUUAUUUCUUAGAAGUCAUGCUAUAUGUAUUUGUGUGCACAUGUGGCCUUUUACUAUGAAAUUUCCUAUGCUAUUUUUUUAUACCUUUGUAUCAUGUUCACUGUAAGAAGGACUACAGGAGAGAAAGCUCAGUUUUGUUUCCAGCUAAUAGACCUCUCCAUGUACUCAAGUUGAAUUCUUUUAUUUGUUUGGCUCUUCAUAUAGUCAUGGUGCUCUCAGAAGAUAUAUUAACCCAGUCUUGUACACAGCCGUUCACUUGUGUGAUGCAUUUACAUAUUUUGCCUGGGGAUGAGUGUGGGUAAGCAGACAGCACUGGAGCAAGUCUGUUCUACUCAGGACUUCCAAGAUAUACUUGUGGCCCAGAGAGAGCGGCUCCCUCUUUGUGUUGUAGACCCUUGCCUCUCGAAGUGUGGUCCAUAGAGCACCUGGCAUCUCUUAGGAGCCAGUUCAUACAGAAUCAGAGGUUCCCCCCCAGAUCCAGUGCAUUUUAGAUGAGCUCCCAGGUGAAUUACAUGCACCUUAAAGUUUGACAAGUGCUGUCAUAGGGGAAUAAGUAUCACCUCUAGUGUCCUUGUCUUCCCUUUGGCUGAACCUCUUAACCUCUCUGGGUAUUAGCUGCUCGUUUGUAAAAAUUGUUUCACCUGCCUUCAUGUUGAGGCCUACUUCAGAGUCUCUCUGGUAUUUGUGAAAUGUCCAAACCUGUAUUGUUCCUCACAUUUGCGGAAUUGUUCUCAGUAGGGAACAGUUAUGUCUUCACUGUCUGAAAGGCAAUAGCUCUUUUCACAGAGCUGGGGAAACAGAAUAACUGCAAAGUAACAGAGUAACUGGGCUGUACCAAAGGAGGCCAGGCUGGAACCAGUCCCUGCUUUAGCAGGGGGGCAAGAGCAGAUAGGUAAUACUUUCUAACUUCCCUUUGUAAUCACACACUUCUCCCCAGCUCCUUCUCUGUACUGCUUUCCACCUCCAUCCCCCAUCCAAGCCAACACACUCCCAGCAGUUCUGAUUUGCCUUUACUUCCUCACGGCUCUGACUUUUCCUUCCUACAGGAACAGGAGCCAAGUAGGCAAACAGAGGGUGCCCAAAGACGCUACUUACUGUCUUUCAUGCCUUGUAGAUCUUUUUAUAUAUAUGUAUAAAACCCCUCUGCCACUUUUAAGUGAAUCAUUGUGAGUAUGUGCCACGCUAGAUCCUGUAGUCAGUUUUUCUAGCUCAACUUUUGGUCCAAGAUCUAUAAAGAAAAAUAUGGGAACUAGAACCACUUGAUGAGAAUACAAUGAUUUUAAAGGAUUAUUAAUGUGUGAUAACUGACACGCAUUGAAAACACUAAAAUUUUGAAGUUUGGAAUCUGAGGAGUUAGCAUAUCUUUUCGUAUUCUGGAAUGAUCUGGGACUAGGAGAAGAUAAAAGUGAAACCUAAAAGGAUAAUGUGCAGUUAUAUUGUGGCCUUGUGCAUAAUUUUAUGUUUUCUUUUUUUUUUAAUAUAUGAAAUUUAUUGUCAAAUUGGUUUCCAUACAAAACCCAGUCCUCAUCCCAAAAGAUGCCCUCUUCAAUACCCAUCACCUGAUUUUAUGUUUUCAAAGUUCUUUGUACAUAUAGAAUUGCUGAUGUUAUUUCCAAUAUUUAUAAUUAGAAAAAUUAUAUAGACACUUUAUAAUUUUAGCCAGCGUUUUUAAUAACACUUGCACUUACUUUAUUGUAAUAAAUUUCUCUUUUAACACAAAAGAAAGUUUAAUUUCAAAAGUCUUUAUUCUGAUGUAGCCUUGCUUAAAAGAUAAAAAAAAAUAAAGUAAGAAUCUCCUGGUGUUCUGAAAUGGGUAGUUUGAGCAAUACAGGAAUAGCAAUACAUUUUAAGAUACCAUUUUGAAUGUCUAGUUGGCUUGUAAUAGCAUUUCUUUUCCUAAAACGGAAAUAGUGUUUAAUUUAUACUCCCUCUAACAAAAGUAUCUUUGUUGCUUAUACAUAUUUCAUAUUUCAGAUAACCAAGGUAGCCUUAAUAUGUAGCCUUAAAUAAAGCAUUGCCUCUUGAUUGUACUUCCAGAAUGAUAUAAAGUACACAUAGAGAAUAUUUGUAGCCAUUCCCUAAUAAUGGAAUGGUUUAUUGAAGUGAUAGAUUGUUGGAUUUGCUCUGUGUCUGAAAACAAACAUUUAUUUUUAGUGCUUAAGUGUCAUUAUAAAUGCCAGUGGGAAGUAUUGCUAUGAAUGUACAAUACAGAAGUUUCCUUUUGAUGACA
Molecule: messenger RNA, 2785 nt
Organism: Neofelis nebulosa (Clouded leopard)
Lineage: Eukaryota; Metazoa; Chordata; Mammalia; Carnivora; Felidae
Gene: LEPROT
Product: leptin receptor overlapping transcript
Exons: 4
Coding region: 137-532 (131 amino acids)
Biological process (GO): negative regulation of growth hormone receptor signaling pathway; late endosome to vacuole transport via multivesicular body sorting pathway
Cellular component (GO): endosome
Source: RefSeq, a predicted model, not a curated record